CGAGGCGGCGGCGGCGGCGGCGUGUUCCCGCGGCCCUCUGGAGCGGCCCCGGCCCCUUGGGGCGUGCGGAGCCGCAGGGGGAGUUUGGCGGCGCCCCGUCCCCGCCGGGCGUCACUGGGGCCGCUGAUGAGAAUCCCGAACUGCUGGUUAGAAGCGUCCUAAAAGCAACUGCGAAGUUGUUUGGGCUGAUACCAUGAGCUGUUUUAAGAUAGUGACGUCUGCACGCGCUAACUUGGCAAACAAAUUAUUUGGGAAACAUAAUCUUUGGGCUGCUCGGAAAUUGCCGUGUGUGAGGCCGUGGGGACAUACAGUGCUCGGUAGCAAAGAGGUUGACCACGGAGAUGAGUUUUGGCACUAGUUGCUGAAGCAGGAGUCAGAAAAUCAGGAUUACAGCAGAUUUUUAUGCAGUUAAGAUCUCACUGAUCCUGUGAACCAUGAUACCAGAGGAAGACGUUUCGGGGAGAAGGUGAUUGCAUUUUCAGGAUGUCUUCAGGUGCAUUGUUUCCAAGCCUGGUGCCAGGCUCCCGUGGCUCUUCCAGCAAAUACCUGGUGGAAUUUCGGGCAGGAAAGAUGUCCCUGAAAGGCAGCACUGUAACCCCAGACAAAAGAAAAGGCCUCGUUUACAUCCAGCAAACUGAUGAUUCCCUCAUUCACUUUUGCUGGAAAGACAGGACUUCAGGCAAUGUUGAAGAUGAUUUGAUUAUUUUUCCUGAUGACUGCGAAUUCAAGAGGGUACCUCAGUGUACUACUGGUCGUGUGUACGUGCUGAAAUUCAAAGCAGGAUCAAAACGACUCUUCUUCUGGAUGCAGGAGCCUAAGACAGAUAAAGAUGAAGAACACUGCCGUAAAGUGAACGAGUAUCUCAACAAUCCACCAAUGCCUGGUGCUUUGGGUGGUAAUGCGAGUGGAGGCCAUGAGCUCUCAGCGUUAGGAGGUGAGGGUGGCUUGCAAAGCCUUCUUGGAAACAUGAGCCAUAACCAGCUCAUGCAGCUGAUCGGACCCACGGGCUUAGGAGGACUUGGUGGGCUGGGUGCACUGACGGGUCCUGGGCUGGCUAGUUUGCUUGGAAGUGGGGGACCACCAACCAGCAGUUCAUCAUCAAGCUCUCGCAGCCAGUCAGCUGCUGUGACACCAUCUUCCACAACCUCUUCUACGCGUGUAACUCCUGCCCCAUCUGUUCCUGCGGCUGCAUCUGUGACCAGUCCGAGUCCUGUACCGAGUUCGGGUAAUGGAACCAGCUCAGCCACAAGCCCAACCCAGCCCAUUCAAUUGAGUGACCUUCAGAACAUUUUAGCUACUAUGAAUGUGCCAUCUGGAGCAGGAGGACAGCAAGUUGACUUGGCUACUGUUCUGACUCCUGAGAUAAUGGCUCCCAUUCUGGCCAAUGCUGAAGUUCAAGAGCGGUUAAUGCCUUAUCUUCCUUCAGGGGAAUCUCUGCCACAGACAGCAGAAGAAAUUCAGAAUACUCUGACAUCUCCUCAGUUUCAGCAGGCAUUGAGCAUGUUCAGUGCUGCCUUAGCUUCUGGACAGCUUGGCCCUCUAAUGAGUCAGUUUGGCUUACCAGCAGAGGCGGUAGAUGCAGCAAAUAAAGGUGAUGUAGAAGCGUUUGCCAAAGCAAUGCAGAACAGUGUCAAGUCAGACCAAAAGGAAGGCGACUCUAAGGACAAGAAAGAUGAAGAGGAAGAUAUGAGUUUAGAUUAAGUUAUUUGCUCUUCGUUACAGAUAUUCCUAGAUACUAACUUAAGCAACUGUAGUAGGAUUACUAACUUCAUAUUAUGCUUAUAUAAAUCUACAAAUAAAGGAAUUUUCUUUAUCUGCCA
Molecule: messenger RNA, 1820 nt
Organism: Rhea pennata
Lineage: Eukaryota; Metazoa; Chordata; Aves; Rheiformes; Rheidae
Gene: ADRM1
Product: ADRM1 26S proteasome ubiquitin receptor
Exons: 10
Coding region: 484-1701 (405 amino acids)
Cellular component (GO): nucleus; proteasome regulatory particle, lid subcomplex; cytoplasm
Molecular function (GO): endopeptidase activator activity; proteasome binding
Source: RefSeq, a predicted model, not a curated record